AUAAAUAACGAUUUAAAUAUACAUCAGUAGUAUUUUAAAUAAUUCAUCAUCUUAUCAGUCAAUGAUUCAUGGCGAUUCAUGGUUACAUGGUAUACGUAAUAUUUCCAUUACUGUGUUCUACAAUCACUUAUGUUUAUCUAAUCGUGUUGUGUCCAUAUUCUACAUCAUAAUUUCAUGCAAGCGAUAGCGUUUGUUGAUAUUUUUUGCUUUUAUACUGUAAAAUUAACAAACUGUCAAAACGUACAUCGUAGAGAUGGGAACAUUGGAAUUAAAACAAACCUUGACUGGUCAUAGGGGAAGGGUGUGGAAUGUUUGUUGGCAUCCGAAUGGUACUUGCCUUGCAUCUUGUGGUGAAGACAAAACAAUUAUAAUAUGGGGACAACAAGAUUCAAAAUGGGUUGUGAAAACCAUCCUUAUGGAAGGUCAUACUAGAACUAUUAGGGAGAUAGCAUGGUCCCCUUGUGGAAAUUACAUAGCUUCUGCUAGUUUUGAUUCGACCACUGCUGUGUGGGACAAUAAGUCGGGUCAGUUUGAAUGUAAUGCAACAUUAGAAGGACAUGAGAACGAAGUGAAGAGUGUUAGUUGGUCUUGUAGUGGUCAUUUGUUGGCUACUUGUAGUCGUGAUAAAUCUGUUUGGAUAUGGGAGGUAAAUGAUGAUGAAUAUGAAUGUGCUGCUGUUAUUAAUGCUCAUACUCAAGAUGUGAAGAAGAUAAGGUGGCAUCCUAAUGAAGAAGUUGUUGCAUCUGCUAGUUAUGACAAUACAGUAAGGAUAUUCAAAGAAGAUGCAGGGGAUAAUGACUGGUCAUGCAUAGAUAUAUUAUCAUCCCAUACAUCAACAGUUUGGAGUCUCGCAUGGAACAAGGAGGGCAAUCGAAUUGCAACCUGUAGUGAUGAUCAAACAGUGAAAAUAUGGCAAGAGUACAAACCUGAUAAUGAACCAGGAAUUGUUACACCCAACAAUAAAUCAGUUUGGAAAUGUGUGUGUACUAUAUCUGGUUAUCAUACAAGGACAAUUUAUGACAUUGAUUGGUGCAAAACAACUGGCUUGUUAGUGACUGCAUGUGGUGAUGACAUUAUUAGAAUAUUUAAAGAGGAUAGUGACUCUGAUCCUCAUCAGCCAAGUUUUACUAUGGUCUGUUCUAUGGACACUGCUCAUAUUCAAGAUGUAAAUUGUGUGCAAUGGCAUCCUACUGUUCCUGGACAACUUGCAUCAGCAAGUGAUGAUGGUUUAGUGAAAAUUUGGUUUUAUAACGAAUAAUUGUUGCUUUAUGUUAUUAUAAAUGUUCAGGCAUUUUAGUGGACUGAGGCAAACCUAUAAAGCUCUAAUUUCUGAUAUAACGCUCAAACAUAAUACAUUCUGUACUAUGAGUGGCAUAAAAGUGAAUGUUACUGGCGUGCCUUUAAAACAAGUUGUAGAUACGUUGAAGCAGUUUGCUGAUCUAUCACUUGCAGAUUCCUGGGAUAACGUAGGCUUACUUGUUGAACCUACGGAAACCAAACUUAUUU
Bombus pascuorum is the source of this 1506-nucleotide messenger RNA. RefSeq names its product probable cytosolic iron-sulfur protein assembly protein Ciao1 (gene Ciao1). Gene Ontology annotation, cellular component: cytosolic [4Fe-4S] assembly targeting complex; mitochondrion; cytoplasm. Bases 254 to 1258 code for a protein of 334 amino acids. Gene Ontology annotation, biological process: iron-sulfur cluster assembly. Gene Ontology annotation, molecular function: protein binding. The record is from RefSeq and is a predicted model, not a curated record. Lineage: Eukaryota; Metazoa; Arthropoda; Insecta; Hymenoptera; Apidae. The transcript has 4 exons.